This is a messenger RNA of Tympanuchus pallidicinctus (lesser prairie-chicken), 1261 nucleotides long. It is a transcript of the gene TXNDC15, whose product is annotated as thioredoxin domain containing 15. Gene Ontology annotation, cellular component: cilium. The record is from RefSeq and is a predicted model, not a curated record. Bases 77 to 1024 code for a protein of 315 amino acids. The transcript has 5 exons. Gene Ontology annotation, biological process: cilium assembly. Lineage: Eukaryota; Metazoa; Chordata; Aves; Galliformes; Phasianidae.
ACACCGGAAGCGGAAGCGCCUGGCCAGUUCCGGCGGAAGUGGCCGUCGUCCGGGGAGACGCAGCGCUGUGGUGGGAAUGUGGCGGCUAGUGGUGCUGCUGCUGCUGGCCGGGCUCGGCCGGGCCCUGCCGGAGGAUGAGGGGGUGGUGACGGAGCCGGGCGCCGGCGGUUCCGGACCGAUCAGCGGCGAAGCGGUGCGGUACCGGACGGCGGAGAUGGCUGACGCGAUGCUGGGCAGCGGACCGCCGGGCCGGCCGCCCGUGAUGCUCUCGGCGGUGCCGGGAGAGGCGAGAGAAGGGAGGGAAGCGGAGGUUUGCGAGGCGGCGGCCGGCGGAGGGGAGUGCGGCGCUGGGAGCGGGCCCGGGGCUCCUCCCGCCGCGCCCGGAGCGGCCGUCGUGCUGGAAACUGUGCUGCCCGCGGGCGAGGAGCCCAACGGCACUGCCGAGAGCGUGAAGGCCCCCAAGGUGAGCUGCGAGGAGAGAAAUGUUACCGGUAUCAGCAACUUCACGGUGCAGAUCCUGAACGUGUCCCAGGAUCUGAUGGAGUUCUUAAACCCUAACAGCAGUGACUGUACGCUGGUCCUGUUCUAUACGCCAUGGUGCCGCUUCUCCGUAAGCCUGGCACCUCAUUUCAAUUCCUUACCUCGAGCGUUUCCCAUUCUGCGCUUCCUGGCACUGGAUGCAUCACAACACAGCAGCUUAUCAACUCGGUUUGGAACUGUAGCUGUCCCCAAUAUCCUCCUUUUCCAAGGUGCUAAACCUAUGGCUAGAUUUAAUCAUACAGACAGAACGCUGGAAACACUGAAAGACUUCAUUUUUAAUCAAACAGGCAUAGAGGCUAAAAAUGAUGUGACUGUGACAGAGGAAGACUGGAAGGGGCCUCUGCCCAGCGUUCUGACAAAAGGAGUAGACUGGCUGCUCGUGUUUUCCGUGCUCUUCCUGGCCAGCUUUAUCAUGUAUGCUACCGUUCGGACUGAGAGCAUUCGGUGGCUGAUCCCAGGGCAAGAGCAUGAACACCAGGAGUGAUUGGAGGUGCUGAAGCAGAGACACAGUUUGCAGUGUGUGAAGCGGGUUUCGUGUGGAGUGGAAGUACUUAAGAAUGAACCGUUGAAUUUGUUGGUUGUCAUUUAUAGUGUUGAUGGAAAACCAGCUUUGUUUUUACUGAGUUUUUAUAAAGCGAACUGAGGCAAAAAAAAGUGGUGAGUAAACUACUGUGGAGAAACAUGAACUAAAUAAGUAUUUAUUAAAGUGCUCUGACCUGUU